AUGACUUCCAAGGAGGACGGCAAGGCGGCGCCGGGGGAAGAGCGGCGGCGCAGCCCGCUGGAUCACCUGCCGCCGCCCGCCAACUCCAACAAGCCGCUGACUCCGUUCAGCAUCGAGGACAUCCUCAACAAGCCGUCUGUGCGGAGAAGUUACUCGCUGUGCGGGGCGGCGCACCUGCUGGCGGCGGCGGACAAGCACGCGCCGGGCGGCUUGCCCCUGGCGGGCCGCGCGCUGCUCUCGCAGACCUCGCCGCUGUGCGCGCUGGAGGAGCUCGCCAGCAAGACCUUUAAGGGGCUGGAGGUCAGCGUCCUGCAGGCAGCUGAAGGCCGCGACGGGAUGACCAUCUUUGGGCAGCGACAGACCCCUAAGAAGCGGCGAAAGUCUCGAACAGCCUUCACCAACCACCAGAUCUACGAGUUGGAGAAGCGUUUCCUCUACCAGAAGUACCUGUCCCCCGCCGAUCGCGACCAAAUCGCGCAGCAGCUGGGCCUCACCAACGCUCAGGUCAUCACCUGGUUCCAGAAUCGGCGCGCCAAGCUCAAGCGGGACCUGGAGGAGAUGAAGGCCGACGUGGAGUCCGCCAAGAAACUGGGCCCCAGCGGGCAGAUGGACAUCGUGGCGCUGGCCGAACUCGAGCAGAACUCGGAGGCCGCGGGCGGCGGUGGCGGCGGCUGCGGCAGGGCCAAGUCUAGGCCUGGCUCUCCGGCGCUCCCUCCAGGCGCCCCGCAGGCCCCGGGCGCCGGGCCCCUGCAGCUCUCGCCCGCCUCCCCGCUCACGGACCAGCCGGCCAGCAGCCAGGACUGCUCAGAGGACGAGGAAGACGAAGAGAUCGACGUGGACGAUUGAGCGGCGCCCGGGAUCUUCCACCGCGCCGGGCCCCUAGCGCCCGUCUGCCCGCCGCCUCCUGGACCGCCGAGGGGAGCUGGGACCUCCUCUGCAACUCCCGCCUUCUUCCCUGUCUCCGGCCCGGACUCAGC
Messenger RNA from Lynx canadensis (Canada lynx), 977 nucleotides. It is a transcript of the gene LBX1, whose product is annotated as ladybird homeobox 1. NCBI's taxonomy places the organism in Eukaryota, Metazoa, Chordata, Mammalia, Carnivora, Felidae. The transcript is spliced from 2 exons. The record is from RefSeq and is a predicted model, not a curated record. The coding region runs from base 1 to 846 and encodes 281 amino acids. Gene Ontology annotation, biological process: regulation of DNA-templated transcription. Gene Ontology annotation, molecular function: DNA binding; DNA-binding transcription factor activity, RNA polymerase II-specific.